AUGGAGUUGGCUGACAAGCUCAACUACCCCAGCUCCGGGUACAUGGUGAAGUGGAUUACUGGCUUCAAAAUCUAUAUCUACCAACGCGACCAUGCUCUGGGUGAUAGCGAGGCGGUCAUUCCUAAGGUGAUUCGUGAUAACAAGCACGUCAUCAACUUCCCCAAGACGAACAACAAGUGUGUCUUCCACUGCAUUGCUUAUCACAAGCAGGAGGGAGCCAAGAAGGAUCCUCGCAGAAUCCAGGCUCUGGUGAAACAAGCCUUCAAGCAGUACUGUUCGUACAAGGAGAUCACCUACACUCUGGGUCUGUUCCGCAAUUUCAAGCCUAUCGACAUUCUCCAAUUCGAUGAGCUUGAGGAGUGCUUCAAGCUGAACAUCAACGUCUUCAAUAUGGAUGUUGAGACGGGCAAGGUUGAAUGCAUUCGCUGCUCGGACAAGGACUACGAUUCGAUCAACAUCCUGUCGCACGAGAAUCACGCUCUCUACAUCACGAACGUUGAUAUGCUCCAGCAGAAGUACCAAUGCUCUACGUGUGAGAUGGUGUUUGUUAGCCCUGAUAAGCUACGCAACCACACUAAGAACCAAUGCGAACUCGUGAACAUCGAAUCCUUCCCAGCUCAGCCAACCAUCUACCAACCCGCUCCGAACAGCAUUCGUUCCAUGCUGACUAAGUACUCCAUCAAGGAUGCUGACCACUACAUCGAUCACUUCAUUGUCUAUGAUUUUGAGGCUAUCCGCAAGCCUACGGGUGUCAAAAACGGAGAGAAUACUAUCUUCACAAACGAACACAUUCCUGUGUCUGUUUCCGUGGCCGACAGCUUGACUGAGGAGGUGCGAUGCUUUGUCAGCGAUGACCCGAAGGAGUUGCUCAAGGAUAUGUUCCAGUACAUCAAGGAAGUUGCGGCUAAGAUUCAGCAGUACAACGUUUCGAAGUACGAGUCUUUGCUCCGCAAAAUCAUCAACGUCCAUGGUUUGACUGACGCUGAGGUUCCUGGUCUAGACUUGGGUAAGACGUACAAGAUGGAUGAUGUCAAUGCUUGGAUUCAGAACGGGGAGUUUGCUUGUUUCUUCGAUUUCCACAGCAAGCUCACAUUCGGUAAGAAGCGCUCGGAUUAUGGCAAGCUGAAGCAGUGCAUUGGUCAGGUACCAGUAUUCCGAUUCAACUCUGGACGCUACGACAUCAACCUUAUCAAGGCGGACCUGUUUGCAGUCAUCGGUACUGACAACAUCACAUCAGUCAUCAAGAACCCUAUCUACAUGUGCAUCGCCACGUCAGACAUGAAAAUGCUUGACAUUAGCAACUAUGUUCCGGCAGGCACCAGCUAUGCAAAGUACUUGCCGACAUAUCUCGGUGAGUGCAAGUGUGAUGACAAGAUUCGAUGCGUCUGUGGCCUAGGGAAAGGCAUCUUCCCGUACGAGUACAUUACUUCAUUUGACGUACUCAGUCAGCCAGAAGUCCCUCCUAAGUCGGCGUUCGACAGUGCUCUUCGUAGCACUAGCAUCAGCGAUGAGGACUAUGUGCGGGUACAGUUCGUCUGGGAACACUAUGGCAUGAAGUCAAUCAAGGAUCUACUCAUUUGGUACAUCAACCUCGAUGUUGUACCCUUCAUCAAGGCCAUCAAUGCCCAGCGAGAACUAUUCAAACUCAUGUAUCAGACGUGCUUCAACAACCUCCAGCAACCAAGUAAGGAGCCUACUGAAGCGUUUGACUUUCCCGCUAGUCGCUUAAGCGGAUAUAACACCCAGGAUGCUGAUGCCGAUCGUGAAUUCAAUAUGACGCUAGAACACCUCAACGACUUGCUAGAGCGACAAAAGUACCUGUGUGGGCUAUGCUACAAGCAACUCACAGCUGAUACUGCCUCGGCUGACCGAAUCAAUAACAAGCUCGGACACAUCGAUGGUAAUAUCUUGAUCAGCUGUGUGGGCUGCAACGUUGCUCGCAAGAACAUGUCGCUAAAGGGCUUCCGCCACAAGAAGCUACUUGAAUUCAACUCAGACAGGUUGGUGUACAGUAUCGAUAGAGAGGAGAAGGACAUCUACACCAAGAUGAAGGCGAACAUUGCUGGUGGUCCUUCUAUCAUCUUCAACAGAUACGCGAAACGCAACGAGACCAAGAUUCGAGGGGGUAGAAUCUGCAAAAAGAUCAUCGGCUACGAUGCUAAUGCUCUGUAUUUGUGGGCUCUUGGUAAUGAGAUGCCAUGUGGACGGUUGACUACCAUCGAAGCAUACACAGGGAUCGUCGAUGAUAUUGUAUAUGACAAGAUCUUUGGCUUCCUCGAGUGUGAUAUCCGUACAGCAGAGCACCUCAAACCCUACUUCAGUGAAAUGACCCCAAUUUUCAAGAACACCCUUAUCGACUGCAGCGAUCGGAGUGUCAUCGGUCAGCACAUGUUCGAGUACAAGGAGGAGCGCAAGCAAAGCCGAGCAAAGCCGGCUCGCAAACUCAUCGGGAGCUACUUUGGUGAGAAGAUCCUCAUUUAUGCACCGCUACUCAAAUGGUACAUUUCUCAUGCCGUAUCGAGCGCGCGACGAGAGGGUGAUGAAAGUGUUAAAUCCAUCUGUAAGAUCAUUAUUGAGAAGAUGAUGGAACUGGUUGGUAAUAGUGCGUUUGGUCGAUCUGGCAUGGACAUGAGCAAGCACAAGGAGGUCAGGUAUGAGUCGGACGAUAAGGCAAUCAAGGCCAAGAUUGAGCACUUCACCUUCCAUGGAAUGGAAGAGCUGAAUGAUUCAUGUGAAUUCACUAUGAAGAAGCGAAAGCUCAACAACAAGAACCCAAUUCAUCUAUCGAUUGCAAUCUAUCAGCUCGCUAAGCUCCGUAUGUUGCAAUUCUACUAUGAUUGCAUUGACUUCUACUUCGACCGUUCGGAAUUCCAGUACCAAGAAAUGGACACAGACUCGGCUUAUAUUGCGUUCAGCGGUGAGAAGCCAUUCGUUGAGUGUAUCAAGCCCGAGCUUCGUGAGCAUUUUCAGCAGCAUAAGUACGAGUGGUUCCCACGUGAUUAUAGCGAAGAGAUGGCUCAGUUUGAUCGCCGAACGCCAGGUUUGUUCAAGGAUGAGUGGUCUGGUGAUGCUAUGGUAUCAUUGUCCUCUAAGAACUACAUUUGCUACCUACCAGACGAAUCUUACAAGGUCAAGGUUUCAGCGAAGGGAGUCCAGCAGAGUGGUGGCCGCAAUGGCGACGUCCUCAACCCAGAUGGCUUUGAAUCAGUUGUUCGCGAUCGCAUCACGCUACAGGGCACCAACAAGGGGUUUAGACUCAGUAAGGAGACCUUGUACCAGAAGGCUAAAGAACUGGAGCCGAAGAUUACGAUGAAAAUCGUCAAGAAAUGGUACUCAAACCAGAGCGAUAUUCAGCGAUUUCAGGAGCAGAAGAAGCGAUACGAUGGGUUCAAAAUCGCAUCGACUAACCCCAAUUCGUGGCAGAUGGACUUGGUGUUUUGGGAGAAAUGA
Messenger RNA from Phytophthora sojae, 3450 nucleotides. RefSeq lists its product as hypothetical. The transcript has 5 exons. The coding region runs from base 1 to 3450 and encodes 1149 amino acids. The record is from RefSeq and is a predicted model, not a curated record. Lineage: Eukaryota; Oomycota; Peronosporomycetes; Peronosporales; Peronosporaceae.